Molecule: messenger RNA, 1628 nt
Organism: Penaeus chinensis
Lineage: Eukaryota; Metazoa; Arthropoda; Malacostraca; Decapoda; Penaeidae
Product: pro-resilin-like
Exons: 3
Coding region: 43-369 (108 amino acids)
Cellular component (GO): extracellular matrix
Source: RefSeq, a predicted model, not a curated record
ACACCUAAAACAUCGUCAACCCGCACACCAUCUAGUUUAGAGAUGAACAUUCAGGUUUUCAUCGUAGCCGCCCUUGUGGCCGUUGCUCUCGCCCGCCCAGAGUCAGCUUACUCUGUCCCUGUCGACCCAGAGAAACCUGCAAAGUACAACUACAACUACCAAGUGCAAGACGACCCGACAAAGAACGACUUCGGUCACCAGGAGGCCCGCGACGGCCCCAACACGCAGGGGUCGUACCAGGUGCAGCUUCCCGACGGCCGCCUGCAAAAGGUCUCCUACACCGUAAGUGUGGACUCCGGAUACGUGGCGGAUGUGAUGUACGAGGGAGAGGCUCAGUAUCCGGCCGAAGUCACCCCUGGGUAUGCCUGACUGCCCUAAGUUUAAUUCAAUGAGAUGUGAGAAGGCUAGCUUAGCCCGGGCCUUCCACAAACGAGGCCCGGUCUGAGUGUCCUGGUUAUGUUCCUUAUUUAUUUUGAAAACUACUUGUGCAGCCUACUAUGAUUAAUUAAAACUAUGUUAAGUAACUAUGUUUCUACAUGAUAUGCUCUCUCAAAUCACAUGUAAAGUUUCGAGAAUCUGUACUGUUGUACACAAUAAACUCGUGGCGCAAAGGCAAAUUUCAUUGACGCAAAAGGCUGCAACAGUGUAGACAGCUCAUUGUGAAACAAACAAAAUAAAUGCAAUUAAUGCAGGAAUGAGAUGGGAUAAAAGAUAGCAGAAAAAAGUAAACCAGAAAUUAGGCGACAAUAGUUUGUAAAAAUACUUGAAAUAGCAAUAGUUUACCGGUGGAUCGGCAUUUUUACCUUACCCUGUCCCAAAAACACUGGUAGAAUGAGCUGAAAAAACUAUAGUAGUAGUGUAGUAGUAGUGAAGUUCAGAGUGCAAAGGAACUUCGAUUUAUAGUUGAUUUAUAAACUAGUGUUAGAAAUAAAUGCGAAAAUGUAGAUUAAGAAAUAUAUUUUUCAUUUUUUCUUUUAUAUAGAUUAUUCCAUAAUAGCUUACACACACACACACUUAUACCCCCAAUCCCUUGCUCGUUGUUGCCGUGGGAGGGGGGGGGGGGGUAGGAGGCGGAGACUGAGGCCCAAUGUAGGGAUCCCCCUACUUUGUAACUCCGCCCUCGCCUCAACUGAUUUUGCAUGAUCUUUUCUCCUCCCCUUUCCUUUUCCUUUUCUUCUUCAUCCCCUUCUGUCUACUAAUCCUAAUCGUUAACUCAUAUUUACCGUUUUCGCCACAAUACUUUACCAUAAUGCUGUGUAACCUUUGAUGCCUGGUACAUUUGUCUGUUCUGACCACUGGCCAUUCUGGAAAUCCACAAACAUUGCCUUACUGAACCAAAAAACUUUACAUGGGACUUUGCCCCAAAACCCCACCCUAUCGCUAUGUUUUGUAUACGCCGCUAAUGACCUUAGAUGUUGACGCGGUAAAAGAUUUUCAAUAAAUAAAUAAAUGAAUAAAUAUAUAUAUGUAUAUAUAUUCAUGAACAGAACAAAAACCAUAUCCGUAUCUUUUCAGUGCGUAAAAGAUUUUGUAACCGUUGUAAAUACCAGUAGCUCUUAAUAAUUACCAUACUUAUAAGCACACUUUAUCAUUGUCUAAAAAGCGAUACAAAUAUACUCUUAAACUUA